UACUACAACAACUGUAGCUCCUACUACAACAACUGUAGCUCCUACUACAACAACUGUAGCUCCUUCGACAACAACUGGAGCUUCAACGACAACCAAUGCAGCUCUUCCUACAACUGUAAGUCCUACGACCACUACACCAGCAACCACAACUACAGCACCUUCUACGACAGCCACUGCAGCUCCGACCCCCACAACUGCAGAACCUACAACGACAACUGUAGCUCCUACGACCACUACACCACCUACUUCGACAACCGCUGCAGCAUCUGCUAAAAUAACUACAACUGACGCUUCUACGACAACAUCUUUAGCGCCUAUGACCACUACAACGGCAGCACCUACUUCAACAACUACAACUGAAGCUCCUACGAUAACCACAACUGCAGCACCUACUUCAACAACUACAACUGAAGCUCCUACGAUAACCACAACUGCAGCACCUACUACGACAACUACAACUGAAGCUGCUACAACAACUGUAGCUCCUACGACCACCACAACUGCAGCUCCAACUACGACAACUACAACACCUACUACGACAACCACAGCACCUACUACGACAACCACAACUGUACCUCCUUCGACAACCACAACUCCAACUACAACAACUGUAGCUCCAAUGACCCCCACAACUGCAGCACCUACAACUACAACUGCAGCACCUACUUCAACAACCACGACUUCAGCACCUACUACAACAACUACAACACCUACUACGACAACCACAACACCUACUAUGACAACCACAACUGUAGCUCCUACGACAACCACAACUGCAGCUCCAACUACAACAACUGUAGCUCGUACGACCACCACAACUGCAGCACCUACUACGACAACCACAACCGAAGCUGCUACGACAACCACGACUUCAGCGCCUACUACAGCACCUACAUUACCUACUACGACAACCACAACACCUUCUACGACAACAACAACUGCAGCUCCAACUACCACAACUGUACCUCCUACGACCCCCACAACUGCAGCAACUACAACGACAACUGUAGCUCCUACGACCACAACUGCAGCACCUACUUCAACAACUACAACUGCAGCACCUACUACGACAACUACAACCGAAACUGCUACAACAACCACGACUUCAGCACCUACUACAACAACUACAACACCUACUACGACAACCACAACACCUACUACGACAACCACAACACCUACUAUGACCACCUACUUCAACAGCUACAACUGCAGCACCUACUACGACAACUACAACCGAAACUGCUACAACAACCACGACUUCAGCACCUACUACGACAACUACAACACCUACCACGACAACCACGACACCUACUAUGACAACCACAACUGUAGCUCCUACGACAACCACAACUGCAGCUCCAACUACAACAGUAGCUCCUAUGACCACCACAACUGCAUCACCUACUACGACAACCACAACACCUACUACAACAACCACAGCAUCUACUAUGACAACCAUAACUCUCCUCUCCUACGACCCCCACAACUGCAGAACCUACAACAACUAACUGCAGCACCUACAACAACAACUGUAGCUCCAACGACCACAACUACACCACCUACUUCAACAACCGCUGCAGCAUCUGCUAAAAUAACUACAACUGAUACUCAUACAACCACAUCUGUAGCUCCUGUGACCACUACAACUGCAGCACCUACUUCAACAACUACAACUGAAGCUCCUACGAUAACCACAACUGCAGCACCUACUACGACAACUACAACCGAAGCUGCAACGACAACCACGACUUCAGCACCUACGACAGCUACAACACCUACUACGACAACCACAACACCUACUACGACAACCACAACACCUACUACGGCAACCACAACUGUACCUUCUACGACAACCCCAACUGUACCUCCUACGACAACCACAACUGUACCUCCUACGACAACCACAACUGUACCUCCUACGACAACCACAACUGCAUCUCCAACUACAACAACUGUAGCUGCUACGACCCCCACAACUGCAGCACCUACAACGACAACUGUAGCUCCUACGACCACAACUGCAGCACCUACUUCAACAACUACAACUGCAACACCUCCUACGACAACCACAACUGCAUCUCCAACUACAACAACUGUAGCUCCUACGACCCCCACAACUGCAGCACCUACAACAACUGUAGCUCCUACGACCACAACUGCAGCACCUACUACGACAACUACAACCGAAACUGCUACAACACCCACGACUACAGCACCUACUACAACAACUACAACACCUACUACGACAACCACAACACCUACUAUGACAACCACAACUGUAGCUCCUAUGACAACCACAACUGCAGCUCCAACUACAACAACUGUAGCUCCUAUGACCCCCACAACUGCAGCACCUACAACGACAACCACAACCGAAGCUGCUACGACAACCAAGACUUCAGCGCCUACUACGACAACUACAACACCUACAUUACCUACUACGACAACCACAACACCUACUACGACAACCACAACUACAGGUCCAACUACAACAACUGUAGCUCCUACGACCACCACAACACCUACUACGACAACCACAACACCUACUACGACAACCACAACACCUACUACGGCAACCACAACACCUACUACGGCAACCACAACACCUACAACGACAACCACAACACCUACAACGCUAACCACAACACCUACUACGGCAACCACAACACCUACAACGACAACC
This is a messenger RNA of Oncorhynchus tshawytscha (Chinook salmon), 2683 nucleotides long. Its product is annotated as mucin-5AC-like. The record is from RefSeq and is a predicted model, not a curated record. The annotation marks the transcript as partial. Lineage: Eukaryota; Metazoa; Chordata; Actinopteri; Salmoniformes; Salmonidae. The transcript is spliced from 5 exons.